CAAAUUACAGCAGAAAAAAUAGCUUGGAAGCAAAAGGAAGUUAAAGAAGUAAUAAAUGAGAUAAGAGUUACACCAAUCAAUAUGACCUCUGUGGUGGAUACUACUGUGGAUGGCCUGAUAACUGCAGAAAUUAGAACGAAACUGCUUGGCAAAAAAAAUAUCAAGUCCAUUAAUUAUAGUGUUAACACUAUCGAUAGAGUUGUCUACUUAAUGGGCAUAGCUCAAAAUAAAGCAGAGUUGACAUCUGUAAUAUCAAUUGCAAGAAGAGUAAAAGGAGUAAAACAGGUUACAAGCUAUGUACGAUAUAGGCACAGUAAACUGCGUCAUUAG
Molecule: messenger RNA, 330 nt
Organism: Cinara cedri
Lineage: Eukaryota; Metazoa; Arthropoda; Insecta; Hemiptera; Aphididae
Source: the annotation of a GenBank genome assembly